Plasmopara halstedii is the source of this 1797-nucleotide messenger RNA. RefSeq lists its product as uncharacterized. Bases 1 to 1797 code for a protein of 598 amino acids. The transcript has 2 exons. The record is from RefSeq and is a predicted model, not a curated record. NCBI's taxonomy places the organism in Eukaryota, Oomycota, Peronosporomycetes, Peronosporales, Peronosporaceae.
AUGAAAUUCAUUUCUGUGCUAACAACAGUGGCGGCGAUCCCUUUCCUCAAAUGUGUCGAAGCAAUUGACAUAGACAACGGGCUUACACAUGACGGAACGACAACAUACUGCAUGGGCGUAUCAGCCGUCAAUGGUUCGGUGGGCACGCUCACUUUCGAAUCGCUUGAAGCUAGUAACGUUGGUCGCUGUCCUGUGGGUGUCACUCUCACACUUACAGCCCCAGAUUUCCGCGUGGAUGACCUUAUCACUGUCAAAUGGGCGGCAAAGAUGAACUCAGGUCUAGCAAAUGCCAUUUUUCCGAACGCCAUUGAUGCAGCCACAAAACUUCCUGGUGCCGUGCUAAUGUCGUCGCUGUUCGCUUGCACGUUCGGAACCAAUUGUGCAACAAACGUCGGUGGUACACCCACAGGCGCCGAUGGCACGAGCACUGGCCCUUUUUCCCCGGAUGGAACCAAGUCGCUAGAGACGAACACGUUUUCUCUCAAGCUCGCUGGUGAUUACAUCAUUGCAGGCCUAGUCUCUCUGCCCGGUGAUAGUACGCUGGACCUUUCAGCAGAAGAAUAUAUUGUUUUCAAGAAGAUUAGUGUCAUGUCCGCCAACCCAUCGAUGCCCACAUCAGAUCCUUCGGCUCCAUCGCCUGACAGUAUGAAUGCCAGUGAGACUGCGCCGAAGAAUGACUUGGACAAGCAAAACGCGAACAAAGAGUCAAAUGCAAACGAAGGAGCUAACUCCGACCCCUUAAACGAGCCGACAUCUCCGGCUGUGACAAGCUCCAAUGAGAAAACCAAAGAGACUAAUGCAAUUGACCCGGGAGUGGUUAAGUCAGCGUCAACCUCUAGUGGCAAACACAAUUUUUUCAAAGAUAACGGAAUGAUCUUUGUCGCCGUAGGAGUAGGCUGUUGUGUAAUUGGUUUUAUAGCUUUUGCCUUCGUCAUAUGCCGUCGCAAAGAUCAACGUAUGCAAGGUAAGGGCUCCCUACCUAGCGACAUGGAUGAUCAUGGUGGCAAGGUUGAUCUCACUUACGCUGCUAACAUAACCGCUCGUAACAAGAACAACGGAACAACGACAAUGAUGGAAGAGGAAUCGUCCGUCGUAAUGAUGCCUUCGGCCGAGCGAGGAUCAGAGCUUGCAGCACACUCUCUCCCCAAGAGCAGUCUGGAUACCGAUGAGUAUUCGGACAAGGCGAGCUAUGGUGCUUUGGGCCACGGUAACAGAAUCCAGAAAGAUACCUUUCGCGUCAGCAACAUAUCCUCUGUUGCUGGCCAAAGUGAAGCAUCGAUGUCCAAUUUCGGAGACUCAAUUGUGUCGGCGAGACAGAAACAGUACUUGCAGCCAAAUGAUUGGAACGAGCCAGCUCCGGCGAACAGGAGAUCCCGUCUUCAAUCGAAUGAAAAAUCGACUCAGAGGAAGAGCAGUUUUGGAGGACACAGCACAGUUAGCAGAUACUCCGAAGAUAAGACGUCACGUGUAACAGACACAAGCGACCAUGACUCGAACCGCGGCCUUGGUUUUUCAAUGUCCUCUCGCCCUACUGACGCUCGCUUCACUGAAGACUACCAUGUGACAGAGGAGCAACACGAUACCGAAAAUUUUCAUACUGCUGAUUUUUCGAAAGCCAUGGGCCAGUCCCGACUGCAAAGUGAGGUGUCGGUUGACUCAUAUGGCUUCCGAACCUCGCGCUCCAGUGUCGAUUCAUACAGCUCCGGUAUGUCAUCUUACAGCCGCGAAGGCUCGCGCAUUAGUCGUUUCAGUGCUGCCUCGAGUUUGGACCGAUCCAGUGACAUCAGCCAGUACUAA